Procambarus clarkii (red swamp crayfish) is the source of this 690-nucleotide messenger RNA. RefSeq lists its product as uncharacterized. Lineage: Eukaryota; Metazoa; Arthropoda; Malacostraca; Decapoda; Cambaridae. The record is from RefSeq and is a predicted model, not a curated record.
AUGCCAGCCUCUCCCACUGCUCCAAGUGAUGCUGCCUCACCAUCACCCAAGAUGACAGCCUCUUCCACUGCUCCAAGUGAUGCUGCCUCACCAUCACCCAAGAUGACAGCCUCUCCCACUGCUCCAAGUGAUGCUGCCUCACCAUCACCCAAGAUGCCAGCCUCUCCCACUGCUCCAAGUGAUGCUGCCUCACCAUCACCCAAGAUGCCAGCCUCUCCCACCGCUCCAAGUGAUGCUGCCUCACCAUCACCCAAGAUGACAGCCUCUCCCACUGCUCCAAGUGAUGCUGCCUCACCAUCACCCAAGAUGACAGCCUCUCCCACUGCUCCAAGUGAUGCUGCCUCACCAUCACCCAAGAUGCCAGCCUCUCCCACCGCUCCAAGUGAUGCUGCCUCACCAUCACCCAAGAUGCCAGCCUCUCCCACCGCUCCAAGUGAUGCUGCCUCACCAUCACCCAAGAUGCCAGCCUCUCCCACCGCUCCAAGUGAUGCUGCCUCACCAUCACCCAAGAUGACAGCCUCUCCCACUGCUCCAAGUGAUGCUGUCUCACCAUCACCCAAGAUGACAGCCUCUCCCACCGCUCCAAGUGAUGCUGCCUCACCAUCACCCAAGAUGACAGCCUCUCCCACCGCUCCAAGUGAUGCUGCCUCACCAUCACCCAAGAUCUCUGAUUCACUUGUUGGUACAUAG